GAUAAGUGCGCAUCUCUAUUAUGAAAUUUUUGUCGGGAAAAAAUUGAAAAUAAUAUUAAAAAUAAUAAUAGGCAGAGUAAACUGUGUGGAAACUGUAGUCUUAAAUUGCAAUAAUGUUGCGCAUCUAUCAGAACACAUACCGCCGAACUGCGAGAAAAGCUGUUGUUUACUCCGCGACGAAGGUUGUGUGCUGCAAUCAUUCCACGCUAUGCAACAUCACAAGCAAUCCGCGUCGCACUGGUGGAGCUGGAGGUCAUUGGGAGCAGCACAGUAAUGGCAACAAUCGCGGCCACGAGGAGUUUCUGCUGGGCGGUAAUCAAGCGAGAGGCUGGACAAUUCCGCCUAAUUCUCGCGGCUAUGGCAUGUUGGUAGUACGAGUUCUUAAGGGAGCUCUCAAGUUGCGUUACCUUGUGCUGGGUGGAGCCAUCGGUGGUGGCGUUUCAUUGAGCAAAAAAUAUGAGGAUUGGAAGGAAGGCCUGCCCGAUCUGAAGUGGCUCGAGGAUGCACUGCCGCAGGGAGAGAGAUGGAGUCAAUUCUCAAGGAAUCUCAUUGAAGUAGGCAGCGUAGUGAAGAAUGCCAUUGACAUCGAUCCGAAGCUUAAGCAACUGGGCGAAGAUAAAUUGUCGGAAUGGCGCUCUUGGUUCGAUAAUCGUCUGGACGAUGCAAUUGAAGCGGCCGAUUAUCAAGGAACUCAAAUUGUCGAAACCAAGGAAGAUAUCAAGGCCAAGACAACGGUGGCUGCGCUAGGCAUCUCUGUAGACGAAAGCCGAAAGAAAUAUGAUAAGCUACAGAGUCAGGUGGAAACGCUGCAAACGGAAAUCAUGAACGUACAAAUCAAAUACCAAAAGGAACUAGAGAAAAUGGAAAAGGAAAAUCGCGAACUGCGCCAGCAAUACCUGAUAUUGAAAACGAAUAAAAAGACGACGGCCAAGAGAAUCAAGAAAUCGCUCAUCGACAUGUAUUCAGAGGUACUUGAUGAGCUAUCUGGCUAUGAUACGGGCUACACCAUGGCUGAUCACUUGCCUCGCGUGGUUGUUGUCGGCGAUCAGAGCAGCGGCAAGACAUCCGUAUUGGAAUCGAUUGCAAAAGCACGCAUAUUUCCACGUGGCAGCGGUGAAAUGAUGACGCGUGCACCAGUUAAGGUUACGUUGGCGGAAGGUCCCUAUCAUGUGGCUCAGUUCCGUGACUCGGACCGCGAAUAUGACCUCACCAAAGAGUCGGAUCUGGCCGAUCUGCGUCGCGAGGUAGAGUUCCGUAUGCGUGCCUCUGUGCGUGGUGGCAAAACAGUCAGCAAUGAGGUUAUUGCCAUGACAGUUAAGGGACCCGGCUUGCAGCGCAUGGUUCUGGUCGAUUUACCAGGUAUCAUUUCGACCAUGACUGUGGAUAUGGCUUCCGAUACUAAGGACUCUAUUCAUCAAAUGACCAAGCAUUACAUGAGCAAUCCAAAUGCUAUUAUACUCUGCAUACAGGAUGGCUCUGUCGAUGCGGAGCGUAGUAAUGUGACCGACUUGGUCAUGCAAUGUGAUCCUCUCGGUCGUCGUACUAUAUUUGUGCUUACCAAGGUCGAUCUGGCCGAAGAGUUGGCGGAUCCCGACAGAAUAAGAAAGAUUCUGUCGGGAAAACUGUUUCCCAUGAAGGCAUUGGGCUACUAUGCCGUUGUGACGGGACGUGGACGCAAGGACGACAGCAUAGACGCUAUUCGACAGUAUGAGGAGGACUUUUUCAAGAACUCCAAACUGUUUCAUCGUCGUGGAGUGAUUAUGCCGCAUCAAGUGACUAGUCGCAAUCUGAGCUUGGCUGUGUCGGAUCGCUUCUGGAAAAUGGUGCGUGAAACCAUUGAGCAACAGGCGGAUGCAUUUAAGGCAACCAGAUUUAAUCUGGAAACCGAAUGGAAAAACAAUUUCCCCAGGCUGCGCGAGUCUGGACGUGAUGAGCUGUUCGACAAGGCCAAGGGCGAAAUAUUGGACGAAGUGGUAACACUCUCACAGAUCUCAGCGAAAAAAUGGGACGAUGCCCUCACCCUCAAGCUGUGGGAGAAACUAUCGAAUUACGUGUUCGAAAAUGUUUACUUACCCGCUGCACAGUCAGGUUCUCAAAAUUCGUUCAAUACAAUGGUGGAUAUUAAGCUGCGACAGUGGGCAGAACAGGCGUUGCCAGCAAAGUCAGUUGAGGCUGGAUGGGAGGCAUUACAACAGGAGUUCAUAUCCCUGAUGGAACGGGCAAAGAAAGGUCACGACCAUGAUGGUGUGUUUGAUCAACUGAAAGCGGCUGUUGUCGAUGAGGCUAUUCGCCGACAUAGCUGGGAGGACAAAGCCAUUGAUAUGCUGCGCGUGAUACAACUUAACACCUUGGAGGAUCGCUUUGUGCACGACAAGGCUGAGUGGGAUCAGGCGGUGAAAUUCCUGGAGAACUCUGUGACCACUAAACUUGUGCAGACCGAUGAGACGUUGGCGCAAAUGUUUGGUCCGGGACCAUGGACACGUUUUGCUUACUGGAAGUCGUUGACACAGGAUCAGCAAAAGCGACGCAGUGUCAAGGGAGAACUUGACAAAAUUCUCAAAAAUGAUGUGAAACAUUUGCCUACAUUAAGUUAUGAUGAGCUGACGACAGUGCGCAAGAAUCUGCAGCGUGAUAAUGUGGAUGUGGACACGGAUUACAUACGUCAAACGUGGUUCCCAGUCUACAGAAAACACUUCCUGCAGCAGGCUUUGCAUCGGGCCAAGGAUUGCCGUAAGGCUUAUUACCUGUACACACAACAAGGCGCCGAGUGUGAGAUCUCCUGUAGCGAUGUGGUGCUAUUUUGGCGCAUUCAACAGGUGAUCAAGGUGACAGGCAAUGCAUUGAGGCAGCAGGUUAUCAAUCGGGAAGCGCGACGCCUGGAUAAGGAGAUCAAGGCAGUGCUUGACGAGUUCAGUGACGACGAGGAGAAGAAGGCACAUCUGCUGACAGGCAAACGUGUGCAGCUGGCCGAGGAACUUAUUAAAGUACGACAGAUUCAGGAGAAGCUGGAGGAGUUCAUUAAUUCAUUGAAUCAGGAGAAAUAGAGUAAAAAGUGUGUGCCAUGACCAAAGACACAACAGCGUUAUCUAUUUAAUGUGUUAAUUUAAGCUCAAAACCGUUUAUAUAAUCACAGUCACGCAUUGUUCAUAACGAUUUUCCUUACUAUUUACUUAGUUAUUACGCUUACUUUGUGCAGCAAAGAGUAAUAAAAGAUUGUUAGUUUGUA
Drosophila sulfurigaster albostrigata is the source of this 3226-nucleotide messenger RNA. It is a transcript of the gene Opa1, whose product is annotated as dynamin-like 120 kDa protein, mitochondrial. Lineage: Eukaryota; Metazoa; Arthropoda; Insecta; Diptera; Drosophilidae. The transcript has 14 exons. Gene Ontology annotation, biological process: mitochondrial fusion. Gene Ontology annotation, cellular component: microtubule; mitochondrial membrane; cytoplasm. Gene Ontology annotation, molecular function: GTP binding; microtubule binding; GTPase activity. Bases 114 to 3044 code for a protein of 976 amino acids. The record is from RefSeq and is a predicted model, not a curated record.